UUUGUGUACUCAAACUUCAUCAAGUUAUCAAUGAACACAAUUAUAAUUUUUUGCUAAUAAACCAGUUCAUCAUCUAUUUUUCUUUUACUUUAAGCUUACAUAAGUAGCAAACUACAGAAGCCUUAACGUAUUACUUUUAGACUAUAAUUGAGAAUUCAGUUCACUCUAUUUUCACAAUUAGCUCACGACUCUAAUUCUUACAUAAACGGGGCUGAUAUGGGUGCAGCAGAAAGUCUGUCGUCUGUUCUAUCAAGCGAUUCCUUCUUUGCAAAGCUGAAUUUUUUCCUUCUGAUUCUAGCAUCGGUUGGUAUUUGGCUUUGGAGCGAUGCUUUAACCGUUGAGGUACCUUUUCUCGUGCCAAUUUUACCCGAAGGAUGGCGACUCGGCUCCUUCCUCGUUCUAAUGAAAGGUCUUUCCACCUCUUCUUUGCUGCUACUUCCUCUAUUUUUGAAGCGAGGAAUCAUCACCGCCUGUCUUAUCUGCUACGGGCUUGGCUUUCUUCUUAGUAUUUCUAUUUGUUUCUCAUGGGACCAAAAAAUAGGACCGACCAAAUUAUUCCCCGAUGGACUUAGUAUCGGGUUCUUAGCAAAUGCCUUUUGUCUAAUGGGUUUGGACUCACUUCGAAUGACUUUGGUUUUCAUGCUGGCAACAAGCAUGUUCUCUGAGUCCUUCAUAACUGCAGUAUUGAUUGGCGAUGCAUGUGGGGGUGUGUUCGCCAGCGGCAUUUCCUACAUUCAAGGCUACAAGCUGUUUUUUAGAUCCGCAACUAAUUCAGUCUCGAAAGACACUUUGUCAAAAGAUUACGUGUUUGGACCACAGACUGCUCUACUGUUCUUAGCGUUUGUUUUCACUACUUGUUUCGCUUCUCUUGGGUGGCUGAUAUACCGAAAUAAAAACGACCGAAAAGCGAAGUAUUCGGCACUCACCGAAAGAGAAGGGGAAACUGAGAAAAGCGAAACGUCCCCAUUGCACUUGGCCAACAUUUACUCGGAGAACCACAAGUACUUUCUCUGGUUCAACUGGUUCGCAGCCAGUGGAUCCGUCUUCACGUUGAUGCCAGCCUUCCACUCCUUCUCGACAUUGCCUUACAGCCAGAGGUGUUUCAUGUUAGCCGUAUCUUUCUGGGCGCUCUCGUUCCCGCUGACUGCCAUCUUUGCUCACUUUGUCAGGCUGAGAAAAAUGUUCAGUUUGCUCAUUUGUCUCAUUCUUCACGUCGUAGUGUGUGGCGUCCUCAUUUUCAUUGCCUCUCAAAGUCCCCACCCACCUCUUCAGGGAUACAAACUCGCAGAGCCUAUGAUGAUACUCCUCUGGAUUGCUCAAGGUAGCUCCGGUUUCUUCCUCUUCUGCACGGCUAGUAACUGUCUCAGAGAAAUUGACGAGAAUGCGGUGAAAUAUGGAUCGAUCGCAGCUCAGCUGGGAGAUGUUGUGUGCUCCCUUCUAUCGUUCACCUUAAUAAACGUCUCUAACUACUUCGUUGAACCCAGAGAUGAGUAGCUAUUAAACUGACAGUUUCAGCCUGAAUCGAAAAAACAACUGCUGUAUUUAGAUAUUAAUAAAAAUUGUUUUACAAUAUGCAUAAGUAGCUGCAUAAACUUUUGUGGCCCGGUCAGUAGUCAAGUUUCCGUGUGAGAGUGAAC
This is a messenger RNA of Symsagittifera roscoffensis, 1637 nucleotides long. RefSeq names its product solute carrier family 52, riboflavin transporter, member 3-like. Lineage: Eukaryota; Metazoa; Xenacoelomorpha; Acoela; Convolutidae. The record is from RefSeq and is a predicted model, not a curated record. Gene Ontology annotation, molecular function: riboflavin transmembrane transporter activity. The transcript has a single exon. Gene Ontology annotation, cellular component: plasma membrane. Gene Ontology annotation, biological process: riboflavin transport. Bases 217 to 1494 code for a protein of 425 amino acids.